This is a messenger RNA of Cyphellophora europaea CBS 101466, 771 nucleotides long. RefSeq lists its product as uncharacterized. Bases 1 to 771 code for a protein of 256 amino acids. The transcript has 3 exons. NCBI's taxonomy places the organism in Eukaryota, Fungi, Ascomycota, Eurotiomycetes, Chaetothyriales, Cyphellophoraceae. The record is from RefSeq and is a predicted model, not a curated record.
AUGGGACUCGUGCCUCGGGACCAUGAACGCAGAUCCCUAGAUACUGGCCGCAAGGUCGAGGUUCCCACGAGGGUCCUGCCAAAAGCCGAAUUGGCUCCUAAUGUCAAGCUGUCUCCCAUGCAGAGACUACACAUCGAGCAUCUGACACGACACCCUCCGCCGAAGAAGCCGCCAAAACCAUACAAGGAAAGGCUCUUGAUUUACCAUGCGGGAUACCCAGUCAUUACCGCCCUUGUAUUUGGGCGAGUCAUCGCCAUAUGUGCAGCAGCGUUCGUCACAGCGGUAUGGGUCCCAGCGUACUACACCUACGGGACCCCAUGGUACUAUCUACUGCCAGUUUGGGCUGGCUCUUUUGUGCCACUUCUUGCGGUCAAUUUUUUCACGCGCAGUAUUGUGACAGAAGCAUUCUUGAGGCUACCACCCAACGCUCGCGCCACGCCUCAAGCAGCCAUGGCAUACGCUCGGAAGCUACCCCGGGAUGCUACUCUUCAGCUGCGGUAUGGACGAUGGACGGGCUUGGUGUCGAGUGUGGAUGUCCGCAUCGCCGACACGCAGCCAACAUCCAGUCGCUUGAGGCCUGUCAAUUUCAAGGCUGUGGGACCGUUGGUCGACAAGGGCACGUUCCUCGGCCGAAAUCCUACCGACUUCUUCCUGAAGCCAAAGACUGCUGGAGGACGAGCAGCACGGGACGCUGUUCCAGGACUCUGGGACAUCGUCUACAGGCGCUUGACUGGUGUCAGCACUGCAUCCGUCUCGAGAUGGAAGAGUUGA